AUGCAAAUGCCUUAUAAGCAAACGGCACGAACCACUACUGGUGUCGUGCCACCAACAGAGAAGAAGAAGGGAAGCAAGCUAUUUGCCUUGAAGACUGACUUCCUUAAGAAUGAUGAGGACUCUAUUCAAAAGGGUAUCUUGGAUCAUGUGGAGUACACAUUGGCCAGAACAAAGUAUAACUUUGACUCGUUCUCUGCAUACCAGGGCUCAGCCUACAGUGUUAGAGAUCGUUUGAUUGAGCGAUGGAAUGAGACUCAACAGUACUACACUGAGCAGGACCCAAAGCGUGUCUACUACUUGUCGAUGGAGUACUUGAUGGGCCGCACACUCCAGAACGCCGUCUACAACAUGAACCUCAAGGACGAGUACCACAACGCCCUGCUCGAGUUUGGCUUCGAGCUGGAAGACCUCUACGAGGAGGAGAAGGACGCCGCACUCGGCAACGGUGGUCUGGGCAGACUGGCCGCAUGCUUCAUGGACUCGCUGGCCACGCUCAAGUACCCAGCCUGGGGCUACGGUCUGCGCUACAACUACGGAAUGUUCGAGCAGGGCAUCUACGAUGGCUACCAGACUGAGGUGCCAGACUACUGGCUGGUCGCUGGCAACCCAUGGGAGAUUGAACGUUUGGAUGUACAGUACACGGUGCGAUUCUACGGCCAGGUGGUCGAGCGCAAGACGAGCGAGGGCGUGCGCCACGAGUGGGAGGGAGGCGAGCUGGUGCAGGCUAUCGCCUACGACACACCCGUGCCAGGCUACCACACCACCAACACCAACAACAUCCGUCUGUGGAGCUCCAAGCCACACAAGGAGUUUGACCUGGAGGCAUUCAAUGGAGGCAACUAUCUGAGCGCCGUCGAGGCCAAGCAGCGCUCGGAGAACAUCACAUCGGUGCUGUAUCCCAACGACAACACUUACAGUGGCAAGGAGCUGCGUCUGAAGCAACAGUACUUCUUCGUGGCGGCCACACUCUGCGACAUUGUGCGUCGUUACAAGAAGUCUCACACCGACUGGAAGGAGUUCCCCAACAAGGUGGCCGUUCAGCUGAACGACACACAUCCCACCAUUGGUGUCAUCGAGCUGUUCAGGAAGCUGUUGGACGAGGAGGGACUUGCCUGGGACGAGGCCUGGUCCAUCGUCACCAAGACUUUCGCGUACACCAACCACACCAUCCUGCCCGAGGCCCUCGAGAUGUGGCCAGUCAAGCUUAUCGAAGAUCUGCUGCCUCGCCACAUGCAGCUGAUCUACGGCAUCAACCAUCGCUUCCUCAUUACCGUCACACAAAAGUGGCCAGACAACAUUGAAAAGAUGAGAAGUCUCUCCAUCAUCCAGGAGGGCGAGGAGAAGAAGGUGAGAAUGGCACAUCUGGCCAUCGUCGGCUCGCACUGCGUCAAUGGUGUGGCCGCCAUGCACUCUGACCUGGUCAAGCACAAGGUGUUCCCAGACUUCUUCGCCUUGUUCCCCGACAAGUUCCAGAACAAGACCAACGGUGUGACACCACGCCGUUGGAUCCAGCAGGCCAACCCAACACUCAGCAACAUCCUGAACAGAUGGCUCAACACAGACAAGUGGGUGAUCGAUCUAGAGCUGAUCAAGGGUAUCAAGGAGCACAUGGACAACCCACAGCUCAUUGAGGAGUGGAAGCAAAUGAAGCUGAUCAACAAGCAGCGUCUGGCUGACUUCAUCUUGGAGCACUGCGGCAUCAAGGUCAACAUCAAUGCCUUGUUCGACGUGCACAUAAAGCGUAUCCAUGAGUACAAGCGCCAGCUGCUCAACAUCCUCAGCGUUAUCCACCGCUACCUCACCAUCAAGAAGAUGUCGCCAGAGGAGCGCCGCAACGUGGCGCCACGCGUCGUCAUCUUUGCCGGCAAGGCGGCACCCGGCUACUUCAUGGCCAAGCGACACAUCAAGCUGAUCAACUCGGUGGCUGAGGUGAUCAACAACGACAAGGAGGUCGACGAGCACCUCAAGGUGGUGUUCAUCGCCAACUACAACGUGUCGGUGGCCCAGGUGAUCAUCCCCGCCAGUGACAUCAACCAGCAGAUCUCCACCGCCGGAACCGAAGCGUCGGGUACCAGCAACAUGAAGUUCACAAUGAACGGCUCCCUGAUCAUUGGUACCCUGGACGGUGCCAACGUCGAGAUCGCCGAGGAGGUCGGCCAGGAGAACAUGUUCAUCUUUGGUCUGCGCACGAGCGAGAUUGACAAGGCACGCGAGAAGAUGAAGGCCAAGGAGGUCGUGGUCGACUCGCGUCUCCAGGAAGUGUUCCUCAACAUUGAGCUGGGCACAUUUGGCGCGCCCGAAGUCUUCAAGCCCAUCCUCGACUCACUCAACUAUGGCGACUUCUAUCUGACCAUGCAGGACUUCCCACUUUACCUUGAUGCGCAGGAGGAGGUUGACAACCUGUGGAAGCGUCCAGAUGACUGGAUCCGCAAGUCUAUCAUCAACACUGCCAGCACCUACUUCUUCAGCAGUGAUCGUGCCAUGAAGGAGUACGCUCAACAGAUCUGGGGCAUUGAGCCAUGUGAAGUCGAGACCACUGACUACAGGAGAUAUUAA
This is a messenger RNA of Acytostelium subglobosum LB1, 2556 nucleotides long. RefSeq lists its product as hypothetical. Gene Ontology annotation, cellular component: cytoplasm. The transcript has 2 exons. The coding region runs from base 1 to 2556 and encodes 851 amino acids. Gene Ontology annotation, biological process: glycogen catabolic process. NCBI's taxonomy places the organism in Eukaryota, Evosea, Eumycetozoa, Acytosteliales, Acytosteliaceae. Gene Ontology annotation, molecular function: pyridoxal phosphate binding; glycogen phosphorylase activity. The record is from RefSeq and is a predicted model, not a curated record.